CGGGAGUGGAUGUGAGUUGGAUGACAGUCGGGCUGUGAUCAGCGUGAGGAAGAGCACACCGGGAUUAACAGCAUCGGGAUUAAGAUUAGGAUUAGUGCUGAUCAGGAUGCUGCGCUUUCCGUCGCUGCUUGUCCUCUGGCUCGCGCACUUCGUUGACGAGCAUCGAGUUCACGCUGGGAAUUGUUGGUACGAGCAGGGGAAGAACGGCCGCUGUCAGAUGCUUUACCUGUCUGAAAUCAGCCGAGAGGACUGCUGCAGGAGCGAGAGGCUCGGGAUGGCAUGGACCGAGGAGGACGUUCCCAGCAACACAUUAUUCCGGUGGCUGCUGAUCCACGGCGGUGCGCCAAACUGCAUACCGUGUAAAGAGACGUGUGAUAAUGUGGACUGUGGUCCUGGGAAGAAAUGCAAACUGAACCGAAGGAACAAACCACGCUGCGUGUGCGCUCCAGACUGCUCCAAUAACACAUUUAAAGGCCCGGUGUGCGGCUCGGACGGGACCACAUACCGCAACGAGUGCGCUCUCCGCAGAGCCAAGUGCAGGAGAUACCCCAACCUGGUGGUCCAGUACCAGGGGAAGUGCAAGAAGACGUGUAACGAUGUGCACUGCCCAGGAAGCUCGUCUUGUGUGGUGGAUCAGAACAACAACGCCUACUGCGUCAUCUGUGAGCGUGUGUGUCCUGAAGUGACUUCACCUGAGCAGUACCUGUGUGGGAACGAUGGCAUCGUUUACCCCAGUGCCUGCCAUCUCAGACGAGCCACGUGCAUUCUGGGAAGGUCCAUCGGGGUCGCCUAUGAGGGCAAGUGCAUAGACGCCCACUCGUGUGACGACAUCCGCUGUCCAGACGAAAAGAAGUGUCUGUGGGACACGAGGACGAGUCGUGGACGAUGCGCCGCAUGCGAGGACGAGUGUCCUGAGAGUCAACCCGGAGAGAGCGUGUGUGCCAGCGACAACGCCACCUACCGCAGCGAGUGUGAGAUGCAUCGGGCCGCCUGCUCGCGAGGCCUCGUCCUCGAGGUCAAACACACUGGCUCCUGUAACUGUAUUUAUAUGGAUCUCGUGUGACACUUUAACUGACUACAGGCAUCGAAUUAUGACUCUUCUGAAGGCGUCCACCACUGACUCAUCCUUCCAGAUGUACGCGGAUCCUGACCUGCGUCAUCACCUGAACCAGGCAACGAAUCGACGUUUCAGAUGUGUUUUUAUGGGAAGGAACAGAAUCGAUCAUUGUUAAAAAAAAUAAAAAAAAACAUAAAAAACAACAAAAAACUUUUCUUCCCUUCUGAAGCCAUGAGCUCCUGCGCUGCUGUGUUCCUCGGCAAGCAGAGAGAGAGAGGAUGAAGACGAGGAUUAGGAUGAAGGUAGACGGAUCGUCGUGACUCCGGAGUCAGUAUUCAGACUGUACAGUGACAUACGCGCUAAUUUAUUUUCCAGAAGAAUUUGAAAAAGGAAAAAGUAAAAAUAAAUAAAAAAUAGAGGAAGAUUUCAUAUAGCCGUCUUCUAGAUGUUUAUUUAUACGUUACUUUUUAUUUAUACACUUAUAAAACGUCCGACUGAAUUUUAUCUUUUAUCUCGUGUAUAAUAUCCACAGAAAAAAAAGCAGCAUUAUUUAUUUAAAAGGUGCAAUGUGAUGUACAGAGAACUGAAACUCCUGAACAUUUUAUUUCCUCCAGCGUCACCCUGUGUGUGUGUGUGUGUGUGUGUGUGUGUGUGUGUGUGUGUGUGUGUGUGUGUGUGUGUGUGUUAGUUUCCUUCUUUUUCUAUUUUACUUAUUUAUUUUGUUUACUUAUUUACUUUCCAUCUUCUUCCCUUUCUUUUUCCUUUUCUUCUUUUUCCUUCUGUCCAAAUUGUUACCUUCCUCUAUUCCAUCUUCCGUUUGUUUUCAUUUUUUCUUUCCUCUCCUUCUUUCCUACAUUUUUUCUUUCCUUCCUCCAUCUUUCUUUUCUUUUUUUAUCUCU
Tachysurus fulvidraco (yellow catfish) is the source of this 1956-nucleotide messenger RNA. It is a transcript of the gene fstb, whose product is annotated as follistatin b. Gene Ontology annotation, biological process: regulation of BMP signaling pathway; negative regulation of activin receptor signaling pathway; cell differentiation. Gene Ontology annotation, molecular function: protein binding; activin binding. The record is from RefSeq and is a predicted model, not a curated record. NCBI's taxonomy places the organism in Eukaryota, Metazoa, Chordata, Actinopteri, Siluriformes, Bagridae. The coding region runs from base 107 to 1063 and encodes 318 amino acids. The transcript is spliced from 7 exons.